UGGGGAAAUACCCAGCACAGUGCAAUAACAACCAGGGCUGAUACAUGGUGCUACAUGUCCAAGACUCCUUCUUCCUAUGUACAUGUAUGGAUGUUUUUUUUGUGUGCAAUAAACCAACUAGAAGUCGACAACAAUGAACUCAUGAUAAUUCAUCUGGAUAUCUGUAUUAACUGACCCAUUUAAAAAUAUUAUACCAGAAAUAAACAUGGACGUUCAGCGUGGACAUUGCUGGCGUUGUGAAGUUCAACUGGAACAGACCAUUCACUGUCCUGAUUGCAAGAUGGCGGAGUAUUGUAGCUCAACAUGUGAACACAGAGACAGAGUUAGACAUAGGAGUAGAGAGUGUCCGUUAUUUGGAACAAGAUCAUGCAACAAAUGCAAUAAGAAGGGUACAAUGAAAGAGUGUGCAGGUUGCAACAUAGCAUGGUACUGUAACAGAGAGUGUCAAAGUAGUGAUUGGGUCAACCAUAAAGCUUUUUGCAUCAAGGCCAAGGAAGACAUCAAAUCAACAGCAGCUCAAAUUGGACUAUUAAACUUCAGAAUGCAAAAAGACAGACAGGGUGGUUCCCCUUAUUAUUUGGGAAACACUAUUGCCAAAGACUUCUUGCAACUUGAUAACAAUGAAUGGUCUGAUGGGUCAAUAAAGAAAACUGACUUGAACAGGGACUAUCAUAUAUUGUCAGCUGGUUGCGGAGACUUACGCAAUACUGUCUUGACAGCAGCUUCCCUCCCUGCCAGGUACCAGGGAAGUCUUUACAUCACUCUCAAUGACUUUGACCCUUUUGUCAUGGCAAGGAAUGUCUUGUUUCUCUUUAUGUUGGUUCGGUUUGCAGACACUGAGGGAAUUGAGAGCAGUCUGACUACCAUCUGGUACUCAGUUCACAUUACAAAGAAAGAGUAUGACUUGAUCAAGACCAGCUUGGAUGAGCUCAUUCAGAUGACCCCUCAAAGUCUCACAGAGGUCACUCAAGGGUUGGUCAAAGUUCAAGGUAAAGAUCUUGCAGUCAUGAGUCAAGUUUGGGACAAAUGGAGAUCACUAGAAUGCCAACGAAAGAUACAAUCCUCAAUAAAUCUCAGAAAACAAAGACAAACUGCAUUUGAGAAAUUUAGACAAAAGCAUGGGGAUAGUGUGAAGUAUUGCUAUACCAAUCCUUCACAGUCACCUGCUGUUAAAAAGCAAACUGAAGAAUGGUUUGACCAUGGUUUGUUCCUCCCCAAAGAGACGAAACAAGGGACAAUGUCAUUUGAUAACCCAACACUAACCGGACGUGGAGCUUCAACGGAUCCAGGUUUUGACAUGGUGAUUUUGAAAAAUCAAAAUGCAAGCCCAAAGGAUUAUGCCUUUGAUUACUGUGUCAGACCAGAUUCACAUCCCUUCAGAGUGUGGGAUUGCUUGAGAGUGAGGGAGUCUGAGACCAGACCCUACGCAACCCCUAUGGUGAUGUACCACAACUACAUCACAAACCUGAUACAGAAAGUCAAACAUCUAAUUCAGCAGAGAAGACUUUAUAUGCAAGUUUCUCUGGCCAACUCUAUGGAUUUUCCUUCAAUUCACAAGUCUCUUAAGAUGUCCAACUAUGACCGCAUCUUCACAUCCAAUCUUGCUGACUAUAUUGGUUUUGGGAAGCUUUUACAAACAUUUAAACCCCUUCUAAACCAAAGUAACUGCUCCUCAGUAAUUGUUACUGAAACAAUAAACUGGGCUGAAUUUCUACCUCAGGCUGUCUGUAAACCUGAGCACAAAGAAUACAAAAGAUGUAUUGUAGCAUAUUGUCUGGAUACAGGCAGAGAUUUAAAAAAUCUACUACGUAAAUUUGAUAUUGGACUUCAUACCUGGAUGGACUACUUUGAUAGUUCCGCUUACUUUCUUGCAUAUCUGCGUGCACAAAUUAUGGGCGGGGGUUUCGGGGUACCACCAUUGACUAAAGUGCCUUCAUUUGGCGAAGUGAUGAAGUACAAUGGUCUAGAAAUGCGUGACUUUCGUAAGAAGCUGAAUCGUCUUGUACCAUUUCAGUAUCGAGUCAAUGCUCGUGAUUUGAACGUUAUAACUGCAACUGACAGAGCAGUGGAGUGGUGUCUGCCACACACUGAUGGCUAAGUUUAACAAACUUGGUGU
Messenger RNA from Asterias rubens (European starfish), 2116 nucleotides. RefSeq lists its product as uncharacterized. NCBI's taxonomy places the organism in Eukaryota, Metazoa, Echinodermata, Asteroidea, Forcipulatida, Asteriidae. Bases 206 to 2098 code for a protein of 630 amino acids. The transcript is spliced from 3 exons. The record is from RefSeq and is a predicted model, not a curated record.